This is a messenger RNA of Moneuplotes crassus, 1605 nucleotides long. Lineage: Eukaryota; Ciliophora; Spirotrichea; Euplotida; Euplotidae. The record is from the annotation of a GenBank genome assembly.
AUAUUAAAUCAAUCAUGGAACCUUAUAUGACCAUACAAGCCAUGCUUUUAAAUCAACUAAACCCUGAAGCCCUGCACUACCUCAUGUCUAACUGGUGACAUCAUGAAGUAUUAGGCUGGCUAGAUGCUCAGCAAGAAGUAACUCAAUCCACAAGGUCGUACAUUAGCGUUAGAAACACUUCUGGAAUUGUAAAAGAGAAUUCAAACAAAGUAUUUAAAACCAGAUCAAGCUCUCAAAACCAUGAAGAGAGCAAGGAUAGCCCCUUACCUCAAUCAAGCCAGCAGAUGCACUACGAGACCUACAAGCAAAUCAAAUCAAUCACCACCAAAGACACUCCUGGAAUUUCAAAAACUCAGAUCUAUGAGAAACUCCUCAAGCCAUUCAAACACCAGAAAAGAGUGGUCAGGACUCCAGUCACUAACAAAGAGACUGCUGUAUACAUCUGAAAGUACGAAGGGUGUGACAAAGAGUACACCAAGAUCUGGAAUCUGCUCGACCACGUCCGCAUGCACGAAGGCAUCAAGCCUUACCAGUGCGACUCGUGCUCGAAGUCGUUCACGCAGAAGGGAAACCUCAAGAAGCACAUGAAGCAGCAUCAGCUAAAGACUCUGGGCGAGAGAAAGAAAUUCGAAUGCAGAGUCUGCAAGAGAAAAUACACUGAGAAGUACAACCUCAAGGCUCACAUGAAAACUCAUGAGUAAACCUAAACAUCAAUAAAUAUAAGAGCAAUUAUGGAGGGAGACAAGGGAAGACAUCUAAUUAUAAUUAUUCCUAAAAAUUCAUUGAAUCCUUAUCUACUUCAUUUGAUUGCAAAUUCAAUCGAAAUGAACGCAUCUGGGAGCUUUUCAUAAGAUCUUUGAGGAAUUUGAUGGUUGGGUUUCUGGAAAAAAAUAUUUUUAAAAUUGUUCAAAUAAGUUAGAAACGUUGAGUCUCUUUUAGUAAUGCAUCAGUAAGCAUCCUCUGAGGUUAUCUACCUGUCUUUUCAUGUGUUUCAUACCACAAGAACUCUCCAAACAAAAGUUCAGACUGAAACCUUAGAUUUGCGAAAACUCAUUUAGAUGAUUGUAUCUCUAACUCUAUGCAUUAAGUUCAGUCUAUAAUUAAAUUUAUUAAAUUUACCCAUUUUGUGUCGUGACUUGAUUUGUAAUGUACUCACGAUAACAUUCAAAAUAAUUUAUGUAGUUCUUCUGAAAUCUGAGGGAUAGAGGUUUACUAGUGUCAACCAAUUUGAAUCUUGAUAUUAUCAUUUUGAAUACCAAAAGCCGAAUUCCAAAUUUUUACCGGUUGAUAGCCUUAUUUGGAACGAGAGAGACGAGAAUGGCCUCUUGAAGAGGUGGGAACAUGUUAUUUAUAGUGGAUACAGUACAAAGACUCGGUAUAGCUCUCUUGUGUUUAUCUCUAAGCCUAUCCAAAUUCGUCUUCUUGGGAAUGUGCUAAACAAGUCUGAUACUUGGUUGCGAGAUUUCUUAAAUUAUCUAAGCUAGUAUGGCAGUUAGACUUAGGUUUUAUUAGCAAAUCCAACCUGUGAGCAUUCUUAGAUGUUCUGCAGAUAUUUAUAAUCGAAGGGAUAAGAGGCUGUUUACUAUGAGUAGGAUCUCAAUGUUU